AUGUGUCUCCAAAUACGCCCGUCAAAUGUCGAAGUUGCAGGGAAGAUACCCUUGUCGAAGCAAGGGGGUAGAAGUUUGCAAUCUGACAGCCCAGAUGAAAAAGAUUCUCCACUUAAUAGGAGUCCUGUUCAGGAAUCCUGGGUAUCAGCAAAUGCUAACCAACAUGGAGAAGGUCCAGAGCAAAUAAAGAGCCAUGAGGCUAGGGGAGAUAGUUCUAAACAACUAGGGGAAAGCCCUGGGAAUGUUGGAUGUCCACAGCUAUCACAGAACCAUGAACAGGAAGUGGGUGGUUCUGGUAAAGAGGCAAUGAUAAUAGAAGAAACACAGACAGACAAGGUAGUUCCUGAGGUCUUUGGUCAGAGAACUGUGUGUACCUAUAAUCUGAGAAAGAAGCCAGAUAUUGGGUGGAGAAGAAGAGUACCAUCACAGAGGAAUGUGAUAUCUAUUCCUGAAACCUCCUGCACACCACAUGAAAAAGGGUAUUGGUUGGUUUUUGUGUAUCUGAGCACUGAUAGAAGGGAAAGAAAUCAUCAAUGGGAAUUUCUUGAAGCUAGUAAGGUUAAAUGGGGACAAUGCUGGAUGAUAGCAGGUGACUGGAAUGACAUAAUGCAUGAAGUGGCUCAGAAGGGGUCGUUUUACACUUGGGGUAAUAACAGAGCAAAUGAUGGAUAUGUGGAGGAGAGAUUAGACAAAAUAUUUGUGUCUUAUGAUUGGCUGAACACUUUUCCUAAUAUGGAGGCAUCAAACUACUAUAGAUCAGCCUCAGACCAUAAUAUUCUGUUUAUUGACACUGAUAAAGAGAUUGCCAGGAGACACAAAAGGUUUUCUUUCAGCAGACAAUGGGCAGUUUUAGAAGGAGUGCAAGAUGCUGUACAAGCAGGAUGGACUGUGCAAGUUGAAGGGUCUUAUAUGUUCCAAGUGCACCAGAAAGUGAAAAGUACCAGAAUGGCUCUUCUUGCCUGGCACAAGCCUCAACACAGAAAUAGUGAAAGAAUCAUAUCCGCUACCACUGCAAAAAAUGGCCAAACCACUAGAAUAAAUGAGGUGAAUUGGGUGCCAGGGGUUAGCUGCAGGAAACCUGAACUGCGAGUUGAAGUUGAGGGGAACUUAUUCUGGGUGAAAGACUUGCUAAGUGCGGGAGGAAUGCAGUGGGAUCAUACAUUAGGAGUGGAUUUGGCUGCUCAGAUUGCAGCAGCAAUGAGUGAACAUCAUGUGGUUUGCUUCAUCAAACACUAUGAAUCAACUCAUCACACCGUCCUCAAGCUUUAUACAAUUGAUGGUAUGCAAACAGACAAAAAUUUGCUUCGACCUACAGAGCUAGCUCAAGAAGGCCAUUCUAUAUUCGCAAAACAGAUAACAGACAAAGAGCUCUUCAGUCCAACGCUAAAAAAUGUUCUUAACUCCCUCACUCCAGCACGUGAAAAGCCUACAGCAAUUGCAGCUUCGGAAUCAACGGUCAAAAAACGCAUCAGCUUCGACCCUCAUCAAUCCUCCACCUCAGGAACCAGCAUCCCAUCCACCAACAUUCCUGGAUCAUCCACCCAGCAAACUCAUCAAACCAGUACGAGUGUGUGA
Molecule: messenger RNA, 1575 nt
Organism: Striga asiatica
Lineage: Eukaryota; Viridiplantae; Streptophyta; Magnoliopsida; Lamiales; Orobanchaceae
Source: the annotation of a GenBank genome assembly